UACACACACAGAUAUAUUUAACAACGUCAGGGAGUCCUUAAUGCUGCUGAGGAGUGUGACAGCUCUUACGGAUGGAAAGCCGCAGAAUCAGCCCAACUGUGAUGUGGGGGUGGUGCUGAGAACAGCUCCGGCUCCAAAAGUCACAAACCCCUCUGUUGGAUACGCGAGGAGGAGCAGGAAGGACGCAGGGGAAACAAAAAAGAAGUGUCUCUCCAUUUUUAUUUUUAUUUACUUACCAUGAAGAGACAAAACGCCCGGACCCUCGCCCUCAUCAUCAGCAUCCUCACCUACCUGGUGGUGGGGGCGGCCGUGUUUGAGACCCUGGAGUCGAAGCAGGAGAAAAGCCACAAGAGGAAGCUGGACGCCAGGAAGCACGAACUCAUGCGUAAAUACAACUUAUCCAAAGGGGACUUCGAGGAGCUGGAGCACGUCGUCGUGCAGCUCAAACCGCACAAAGCCGGGGUGCAGUGGAAGUUUGCGGGGUCUUUUUACUUCGCCAUCACUGUGAUCACAACCAUAGGUUACGGCCACGCGGCUCCGAGCAGCGACUCGGGGAAAGUGUUCUGCAUGUUCUAUGCCCUCCUGGGGAUCCCGCUCACUCUAGUGAUGUUCCAGAGCCUGGGGGAGCGGAUCAACACCUUCGUCAGGUACCUGCUGCACCAGGCCAAGAAGUGCCUGGGCCUGCGCCAAACGGCCGUGUCCAUGGCCAACAUGGUGACCGUGGGCUUCUUCUCCUGCCUCAGCACGCUGUGUGUCGGGGCCGUGGCCUUCUCCCACUGCGAGGGGUGGAGCUUCCUGCACGCCUUCUACUUCUGCUUCAUCACGCUCACCACCAUCGGCUUCGGGGACUACGUGGCGCUGCAGAGGGAUGACGCGCUGCAGAACGACCCUCGCUACGUGGCCUUCUGCUUCGUCUACAUCCUCAUGGGGCUCACGGUGAUCGGAGCCUUCCUGAACCUGGUGGUGCUUCGCUUCCUCACCAUGAACACGGAGGACGAGCGACGGGACGCCAGGCAACGCGCGCUCGUUCCUGUCGGUAAACCCCGAGGAGAGGUGGCUCGACUGCUCCCCCUCUCGGCCUCCACCUCUUUAGCAGAAGAUGCCACCAAAGCGAAGGAUUUGAAAGGCGUCUACACCGAGGUGCUGCACUUCCAGACAAUAUGCUCCUGCUUGUGGUACAGGAGCAAGGAGAAGCUGCGGGGCUCCAUCCCUCAGGAGCUGAUGAUAUCGAAUCCCUACAUGCAGCAGAGCAGGAACUGUCCUCACUACGUGGAGCCGGGGUCCACGGGAUGUGUUUGUAGUCCACGUCAAUGCUCGAGCAUCAGCUCCAUAACUACAGGCCUGCACCUCUUAUCUCCAUUCAGGAUGUUUACGAGACGCAGCUCCGUUUAAAACUCUCGAUACAGCAGAUUUCAGCACAGAACAAUGUGUCUAGACUGCCAGAGAGCCGGCCUCACAGCAGAGACAAGACUGCUAGAUGUUUGUGGUGCUAUAAUCCCAGUAAACAGUAGGACAAGACAACUCAAAUAUCAGUUUGAGGAAGGGUUGCUAUGUUUGGAAGCAAUGAUGUGCAAAAAUGAAAGAACAUUUCUUAGUGCGAACAACGAAAGAAACAAACCAGGAAUGUAUUUGUAGAAAUGCGCACUUAUACUUAUAUAGUAAUGCACUGAAGAGGAGUUUCACAGGUUGAACGUGCAUGUACUAUAUAUGAGUUUCAUGGAGAAACUGACGGCAUGUUAUGCGAAAACGUUCAAAACUUGAAAGGGUUUGAAACGUUCAAUACUUUUAAUGUCAAAGGAUUAUUAUCAUAUGCACAAUAGCCACAGCGUUGUUGUUGUUGGCAAUGGAAAUCUGAAGUCCCAGACCCCGCUUAGAGUGCAGCAUACAAUAUACUGAAGACUUAAAAAGAAAAAAGACAAUAAAAUAGUCCAAAAUGCCAACGUAAAAGUCAACUAUUAACGUUUAAAAGUCAUGUUAAGUUUACACAUUUGCAGGUAACUACUCAAAGGAUUCUCUGAGUCUGUUUGCACAUCACUUCUUUGAAGGUAGAAGUAACCUGUGGGUGUUAACAAGUCGUGAAAUUAGACAUCUAUGCACACACACUGCAGACCACGAGGUGUUCAGGGUAAACAGGUGACAGCUGAACAGGUGCUGCAACAGGAACUAGAGGCGGAGUCAGUUGAGGAACUGCACAAUAAGAAAUGGAGAGAUAACAUCAUUUUACCUCACCUACUGGUCUUAAACGGGAAAAGUCUAGUUUGCAUUCGUUAUUUUUCUGGGACAAUUUUUAGGGCUCCGAUCAGAGUUGGUGGGGAAAAGACAACAACAUGGACAUUUCGCCCCUUUCCUGACGCAAUGCUAUGAAAUCAACAGGGAUUUGGAUAAUUAUUGUAUUGUAUUAACGUUCAAAACAUACAAUUAACAUGCUCUCCUCAAUGCAACCAGAGUCAAUUGACAGAAACAGUAAUUAAACCUCCAUGAUUGUCGUUAAACACACUAGAAUGACAAGAUAAAUCCAUCUUUAUUUAUAUUUCCACCCUUUAAUUCAUAGAGUUAAAUGUGAAAAGGAACAUGUUUGAAAUGCUCUUCUCAAAGCAACCAGACUCCAUUGGCAGAAACAAUAAUUUUAGAUUGCUGAUUGUUGUCAAACACACUUUAUUCAAACACAAAUGUGUCUCGUUUAGGGGAUUUAAUUGACAGAUGAGUUUCUCAACGAAGGGUCAUGCAAAAGUAUCAAUGUAGCUUGCGUUUAGCACAAUAUGGGCUCAUAGGUUUCUUGAAGAUAAGUCCUUCAGCUUAGAAAGAGGACUAAUUUACCCAAUAAAUUGACAAAGAAUCACAUGGUUUGAGAGUUUGAAAGAGAGACUAACUAACAGAUACAAAAUAACUGUUCAUUACCCUGAUUUAUGGUGCAUUUGUAAAACCUGAAAAACACAGAAAGACACACUUGUCUUCUGGCAAUGGAAAAGGAGUUUAUCGCCUAUUUUUAGCAGGUGUUAUGGUGUUUAAAAAAACUGCAUUCUUGCGCUAAUUUUGGAAGGAAAGGGUACAAGACUUCAGCUCUGCAGUAAAUUCCCAUUUAGUGUUUUUUUGUUAAUUAUCUCAGAUAUGCUGGUUUAACUCAGAGGUUAUAGUCACAUUAUUUGUGAUUGAUGCAGCACCAGUUUAGACUUUGUGGUUUAAUACAAGAUGAAACCAUAACAAAUCGUGAUUCUCAGAACUAUAUUAAAGCUGACACUCUGAUAGCUCAACGUGACUCAUAUUUCUGUGUAGCUGCCUCUGUUAUUGUGACUUUUCAGAGCUCUCUGCCCAAAAUUCUGGUGCAUCAAUCACAAACGCUGCAGCAUUAUGUAACUACACAAGUGGGAAAAGUUCAGAAAAAUCACGAUGACAUACCCCGAACACAGUAAAACUGCAUUAACACAGAAGCAGGAUGAUCACAAGUAGACACUCAGCGGCACUGACUGAAAAAAGCCCAACAUUAACAAAAACGGUUGGCUGCAGUGUGAGGGGUUUCUGUUCAUUUGUCCACCCCUGUUGCCCCCAGUUGUUCAUGUUGCAACACAGUCUCACGGCAUUUCGUGU
Molecule: messenger RNA, 3585 nt
Organism: Trematomus bernacchii (emerald rockcod)
Lineage: Eukaryota; Metazoa; Chordata; Actinopteri; Perciformes; Nototheniidae
Gene: kcnk3b
Product: potassium channel, subfamily K, member 3b
Exons: 3
Coding region: 238-1392 (384 amino acids)
Biological process (GO): potassium ion transmembrane transport; stabilization of membrane potential
Cellular component (GO): membrane
Molecular function (GO): open rectifier potassium channel activity; potassium ion leak channel activity
Source: RefSeq, a predicted model, not a curated record